Messenger RNA from Staurois parvus, 376 nucleotides. Lineage: Eukaryota; Metazoa; Chordata; Amphibia; Anura; Ranidae. The record is from the annotation of a GenBank genome assembly.
GGGUCACCAAUCCACGUAAAAAGCCGAAGAUGUCAGCUUGGUCAUGUGAUCAGCUGUGUACAAUCACAGCUGAUCACAUGGGACAACUACACUGAUCAUCAGGGCACUGAUGAUCUGUGUAGCCCCAGCGGCGCCACCUGUCAGUGUCCAUCAGUGCUCAUCCAUGCCGCCUGCCAGUGCCCAUCAUGCCACAUCAUUGCCACAUAUCAGUGCCCAUCUGAGCUGCCUUUCAGUGUCACCCAUCAGUGCCAGUCAGUGCUGCCUAUCAGUGUGUAUCAGUGCCGCCUAUAAGUGCCAGUCAGCGCUGCCUAUCAGUGCCAUAUAUGAGUGCUGCCUUUCAGUGCCCAUCAGUGAUGCCUGUCAAUGCCCAUCAGUG